CGUGCGAGAACACGUGGGUAUACUAUAAUCAUGGCUGCCGAGGAAGAACCCGUUGAUUUGGAAGAAAACGAAAAUUUACAGGAGUCUAAAACAAAGAAAUCAGCUAAACAUGAUUCUGGAGCGGCAGAUCUGGAAAAAGUUACAGACUAUGUUGAAGAAGCAGAAAUUUCUAGUAAAAAUCUUGAUUAUGCUAUGAAAGUAGUGAAUGAUCAACAAACACGAGAAGCUCAAGCCAAACAAGAGAAAGAGAAAGAACUAUCAAAGGUCAAAAUUAACAAAGACGAUGUGGACUUGAUAGUACAAGAGAUGGAGAUUUCGAGAGUAAAAGCUGAAAGGGUUUUGAGAGAACACAAAGGAAAUGUGGUGGAAGCAUUGACUGAACUUAUAAAUUAAUUCAUGUUUGACCCUUUUGUUUAAUCACGCUUAUGAGGAAAUGCCUUUUCUCGAGUUAAAUUUGUAAAAAUGUUUGCUUGGUGUAAUUUGCAUUUCCAUUUGCGAGUCCAUUAAUAAAGAAAAAAAAAAUACAUCUGUAGAUGUAGAACCUGUGUUUUUAUUUGAAUGA
Messenger RNA from Pomacea canaliculata, 562 nucleotides. RefSeq names its product huntingtin-interacting protein K-like. Lineage: Eukaryota; Metazoa; Mollusca; Gastropoda; Architaenioglossa; Ampullariidae. Gene Ontology annotation, biological process: negative regulation of apoptotic process; protein stabilization. The record is from RefSeq and is a predicted model, not a curated record. Bases 31 to 393 code for a protein of 120 amino acids. The transcript is spliced from 3 exons.